Molecule: messenger RNA, 966 nt
Organism: Fukomys damarensis (Damara mole-rat)
Lineage: Eukaryota; Metazoa; Chordata; Mammalia; Rodentia; Bathyergidae
Product: olfactory receptor 7D4
Exons: 1
Coding region: 1-966 (321 amino acids)
Biological process (GO): G protein-coupled receptor signaling pathway
Cellular component (GO): membrane
Molecular function (GO): G protein-coupled receptor activity; olfactory receptor activity
Source: RefSeq, a predicted model, not a curated record
AUGAGAGCAGAAAACCAUACAAGCACAUCACAAUUCCUCCUCCUGGGCCUCUCAGAAAAUCCUAAACUGCAACCCUUUCUCUUUGGACUGUUUCUGUCUACUUACCUGGUUACAGUACUUGGGAACCUGCUCAUCAUCCUGGCUGUCAUCUCAGACUCCCACCUCCAUAGCCCGAUGUACUUCUUCCUCUCCACCCUGUCCUUUGUGGAUAUCUGUUUCACUUCCACCAUGGUCCCAAAGAUGCUGGUGAAUAUCCACACACAGCAUAAAGGCAUCUCCUAUUCAGAGUGCCUCACUCAGGUAUAUUUUAUUAUGAUUUUCAUUGGAAUGGAUAAUUUCUUACUGACCAUCAUGGCUUAUGACCGCUUUGUGGCCAUUUGUCACCCUCUGAACUACAUGGUCAUCAUGAACCCUCGCCUAUGUUGCCUCCUGGUUCUGAUUUCUUGGUUCAUCAUCUUCUGGGAUGCACUGCUUCACCUUCUACUGGUACUGCAUCUGACGUUUUCUAGAGGUACUAAAAUCCCUCAUUUUGUCUGUGAGCUGCCUCCACUUCUCAAGGUGGCCAUCUCUGAUACCAGAAUUAAUAAUGCUGUGUUGUUUGUAACAAUUGCCCUCCUGGGUAUGUUUCCUUUCACCGGUAUCCUCUUCUCUUACUCUAAGAUUUUCUCCACAGUAAUGGGGAUGUCUUCCAAAGCAAGCAGGUAUAAAGCGUUUUCCACCUGUGGGUCUCACCUCUGUGUGGCCUCCUUGUUCGAUGGAACAGGAAUUGCAGUAUAUCUCAGUUCUUCUGUAACUCAUUCUUCCCAGGGAAGCACAGUAUCCUCUGUGAUGUACACUGUGGUCACCCCUAUGAUGAACCCUUUCAUCUACAGCCUGAGGAACAAAGACGUGAAGGGGCCCUGGGAAGACUCCUCAGCAGAACAGGCUCUUGUCUUUGAUGGUCCAAUAUCUUUAGUACUGAAUUAG